UGCUAUCUAGUAGUGGAAGAAAGCUUCCAUAUCCUGUGGAACUAACAUUAUCUCGUUAUGACAUAAUAUAUGGUCCUUCAUUCUUCUAUGGUAGGAUCCAGAAGCUGACGAAUUUUAUAAAACAAUCCUUACCCUCUUUCUUGGGAAGCUAAAUUGUCCAUAACCAACAACCCUUACUAUAUUUUAUAACUACUAUAAAAAUAGAAAGCCUUGGGCUAGCUGUCACAACAUCACCUCAAAUCAUAGCAAAUUAGCCAAGGAAGAAAGUGAUCAUAAUAUGGCAACUGCAGCAGCUGGUAGAGGAGCACAAUCAAUGAACUUUAUGUAUUUCAAGCCAAUCCUGCGCAAAGCUUAUCACAGAAAAAGCACUUCCCCAGACAUGAUUAGUGAUACGGUUAAACUUAAUGCUGAGGAAGUGAAGAGCAAAGGUACUGUCAUGAAAGAUCAUAAUGACGAUAAUUGGUGGGUUCCUGAUGAUCGGACUGGAAUAUUUUACCCAAAGGGACAAGAGAAAGUGAUCGAAGAUGUUCCCUCUGCUGCAGGAAAGGCUACUAAUUAUGGAGACAUUAAUUGGUUCUCUAACCAUGAAGAUUGUCUAUAAUAAUUCCUAUUGAAAAUUUAAACUAAUUUGGUUGUUUAAAAUGUCAUUCUCGAAUAUGUAUCCACCCAUUGUUGAAGUUGCUUUGUUUUAUAAAGAAUGUCUUUCUUUUUUACCCCA
Nicotiana attenuata is the source of this 718-nucleotide messenger RNA. RefSeq lists its product as uncharacterized. The transcript is spliced from 2 exons. Lineage: Eukaryota; Viridiplantae; Streptophyta; Magnoliopsida; Solanales; Solanaceae. The record is from RefSeq and is a predicted model, not a curated record. The coding region runs from base 278 to 601 and encodes 107 amino acids.